Molecule: messenger RNA, 959 nt
Organism: Perognathus longimembris pacificus (Pacific pocket mouse)
Lineage: Eukaryota; Metazoa; Chordata; Mammalia; Rodentia; Heteromyidae
Product: cornifin-A
Exons: 2
Coding region: 236-673 (145 amino acids)
Source: RefSeq, a predicted model, not a curated record
UGUCAUUAUAUCAGCAGGGCAGUUUUCAUCACCAAAGCUGAGUCAAAGGGUGAUGGAGAGGAGUGGGGUGAGUCAUGUGUGACAGGUAGAAAUGAAAACAUAGUGGCCAGGGCAAGUCUGUUUCCUGGAGAUGUUCAUCUUAUAAAAAGCCAAGCUGGCCCAUGCCUUCACAUCACACCUGAGCCACCAGGCAGCCUGCUCUUCUCUGUGAACUAGGACCAGCCCCUGUUGAAGCAUGAGCUCCCAGCAGCAGAAACAGCCCUGCACUGUACCUCCUCAGCUGCAGCAGCAGCAGGUGAAACAGCCUUGCCAGCCUCCACCCCAGGAGCCGUGCGCCCCUAAAACCAAGGAGCCAUGCAACCCUGUUGUUCCUGAGCCCUGCCACCCUAAAGUGCCUGAGCCCUGCCACCCCAAGGCUCCUGAACCCUGCCACCCCAAGGCUCCUGAACCCUGCAACCCGGUUGUUCCUGAGCCCUGCCAUCCCAAGGCGCCUGAGCCCUGCCACCCCAAGGCGCCUGAGCCCUGCCACCCCAAGGCGCCUGAACCCUGCAACCCGGUUGUUCCUGAGCCCUGCCACCCCAAGGUGCCUGAGCCCUGCCACCCCAAGGUGCCUGAGCCCUGCCCCUCAACGGUCACUCCAGCACCAGCUCAGCAGAAGACAAAGCAGAAGUAACAUGGUCCACAGGCAGGCCCCAGAAGAGCCAAUCCAUCAUGGGAUGCUGAGCCUUCUUCCCCAGGAGUCCCCUGGGGCCCCUUGACCUUGAAAUGGUCAUGCUGUCACCAAGUUAUAAUCCUUCUCCCCUUGCAACCCUUAAAAAGAUAUCCCUUAUACUCAUUCUGAGCCUCUAAAUAGGGCUGAAAGUCUCACUGAAUGAGUCUUUCCCUGGCUCAGGGUUCAUCUGAAGAGGAGCCAAGUGAAUCCUCCCUGUCCUGCUCUCAUUAAAUCACUUUUAACUUCA